AUGAGAGUCAAGUUGACAUGCCUCGUACUGUUGACGUUGAUAUCAUCCACGUUUUACCAGGAAGUUGAUGGCGCAGACCAGUAUCGUGAAAAAUCUUAUAACCUUUUCCAUAAAUGGGCACCAAAAAAAACAGUUUCCAGACUGCCAACUUGUAGACGGCCUUCGUCCGAGUAUGGAAACAUUGACUUACGCGAAAAUUACCAUCCCUCUGUAUUCCGUGAUUUAACAAAAAGAGAGAUCGGAGGCCUACUUGAUUUUCUUUAUUCUGAUUCAAGUCUAAAUCUUACUGUCGCUGCCAAUGCCUCAGUAUCAUCUAACUACAUUUUUGUUGCUGAUCUCUUUUUACCACCCAAAAAAGAUGUACUAAAUUACCUUGAUAAUGGCGGUCUACAACCUAAGCGUGAAGCCCAUGUGAUGAUUUUCCGAGGGGCUAUUCCUGUACCGGAUGUCAUUGAAAUUAUUGUUGGUCCUCUGCCAAAGCCUACAACCUACCGACAUGUUCCAUAUCGUCCUAAAUCUCUUCCUUUUAUAGACAGACCUUUUAACGCGGGAGACAACAUAGAAAAAGUCUUGGAUUUGUUAGACAAGAAACUUGGUGAUAUGCUGUUUGACUUGUAUGGAGGUCGUUUAGUUAAUUGCAGUAACAGAUGUUUGACAGCGAACUUAUUCAACCAGGUCACUUCUGUUUUGUCCGGUGUUAGGAAACGGAGAUAUUUUUGGUGGUUAUAUAGUGAUGUAGACUAUAGUAUAAUAAGGCCUUUGGAUUUUGCGUUUUUAGUUGAAUAUGACCUUGACAAAUUUGCUCUGCCGAACAUAUGGUUUGAUGGACAAUUAUUCAAAAGUUUGGAAGAUGUUCUUCAAUAUUAUUAUAAAUACAAGAAUUAUAUACAAAAAGUUCCCUUUCCAGUCAUUACUGAAAAAUCUCGACGUAUUAUAAAAUCGAGAGGAACGCCACCUUUCAAGAUACCUUUGAGGGACCCCCAACAAGUUUCUCCCGACGGUAAACGUUAUAAUAUAAAAGACAGACAUAUAUCAUACGGGUAUUGGGAAUUCGACGUGGCAAUGGCACCUUUCUAUGGUCCAAGGCUAAAUGAUAUUCGGUAUAAAAAUGAACGUAUUGCGUAUGAAAUAAGUACACAGGAAUUAGCAGCCGCUUAUUUCGGCUAUAAGCCUUAUGAAUAUUCAGCUUUAUACCAGGAUAAUAGAUAUCAGUCUGGUACCUUAGCAAAGUAUCUGGUUCCCGGAGUUGAUUGUCCUAUGGAUGCUACCUUCCUUAGCUCAGCUUUUAAAGUUGAAUUUGCUGAUAAACCUCUAUUUAAUCAAAACGCAUUUUGUGUAUUUGAAUUCAACACAGGACUACCACUAAGGCGUCACCAUGCAUAUUUUAAAAAUGUUCAUAGUUAUUAUGAAGGUGUUGAAAAUAUUGUUUUGAUUUUACGAACAAUUCCGUCAGUCUUUCCGUAUGAUUACAUUCUCGAUCUUAUAUUUUAUCAUAAUGGGGUCAUUAAGGUUAAAGUGACUGCUUCCGGUGUCGUGGUUGGCACAUGGUAUGGAGGAGAUAAUCCAUUUAGCUCCCAGCUUGAGAACAAUCUCAUGGCACCUUUACAUCAUCACCUGUUUCACAUCAAAGUUGACCUUGACAUAAAGGGAACAAAGAAUAGAUUCGAAACACUUGAUAUUGAACCAGAAGUCACUCACAAUGAAGUAAGCGAUGACCCCAACGCAACAAUAGUGCAAAGUAAAUUUACAAAACGACUUAAAAAGACUGAAUUGGAAGGAGCAUGUAAAUAUGAAUUCAGCCACCCAAAGACUUUUACUUUUGUUAAUAAUAAUGUUAAAGACCAGAAUGGCAAUUCGGCAGGAUACAGGUUGAUAAAUAAUGGAAUGACUAAGAACAUCCGACCCUCAUGUGAUGGUAACAACCCAGCUGUCAGUUGGUCGCAGUAUCAAGUGGCAGUUACAAAGUACAAAGACAGCGAACCCUCAAGUAGCAACAUGUUUGCACAUUCUAACAAUCCUGUAUUUAAUUUUCAACAAUUCAUCGACGAUAACGAAAAUAUUGUAGACGAGGACCUUGUUGCCUGGGUUACAAUGGGAAUGUACCACAUCACUCAUAAAGAAGAUAUACCUGUCACUCAUACUCCAGGAAUGUCACGAAGUUUUUAUCUGACGCCAUUUAACUAUUUUGAUGAAAGCCCUGGAAUGUCAGUAAACAAUGCAGUUCGAAUAGAUGCUGUGUAUAAAGAUGGCAAAACCACGUCUGUUGAUAUACAACGACAUGGGAUAAAGAGUGAUGUAAAUUGCAUCCCAAAGAAAAAUCCCUUUGAGGCGAUGUUAAAACAAAAUCCAUGUCCUGUUGUGGAAUGUUAA
This is a messenger RNA of Mytilus trossulus (common blue mussel), 2370 nucleotides long. RefSeq names its product putative amine oxidase [copper-containing]. Gene Ontology annotation, biological process: amine metabolic process. Gene Ontology annotation, cellular component: plasma membrane. The record is from RefSeq and is a predicted model, not a curated record. The transcript has 4 exons. NCBI's taxonomy places the organism in Eukaryota, Metazoa, Mollusca, Bivalvia, Mytilida, Mytilidae. The coding region runs from base 1 to 2370 and encodes 789 amino acids. Gene Ontology annotation, molecular function: quinone binding; copper ion binding; primary methylamine oxidase activity.